AUGACGAACUGCCUCAAUAUAGAUCGGAAACAACGUCCAACUAUGGCAGUGGUUAUCAAACAACUACAAAUCUCGUUGGAAUUUCAAAUCGGUCAGCAACGAUUUUCACAAGCUGAAAGAGACCAUAGAGAAAAGAAUAACUUGAUGCAUCGUACUUCCAAAGUAUUUUUUUCUGUAAUGAAAAAUCUCUUUUUGUUCUCUAAUAGGGUGAAUAGUGAUAGAUCUAAUGAUGGGGGUAAUUCAUACUUAGAAGAAGAUAGCCCGGGAAUAAAAGAGUUCCAAAUAAUUGGGGAUGCUAAACCUGGAGGUAAACUUCUAGUGUGUGGAUUUCCAUUGCAUGGGACCUCACAAUGCAUGUUUCAGUGGGUUCAUUACCAUCGAGAUGUUACUUUGGAGUACAUUGAGGGAGCCACAAGUCCAGAGUAUGUGGUUACAGCUGAUGAUGUUGAUAAACUUAUUGCUGUUGAAUGCAUACCAAUGGAUGAUCAUGGUCGUCAGGGGGAAAUAGUCCGACUUUUUGCCAAUGAGCAAAACAAGAUAAUCUGUGAUCCAGAAAUGCAAGAAGAAAUAGACAAAUAUAUGGCAGCUGGUCUAGCAUCAUUUAGUAUUUUGCUUCUGAUGGAUUCUUCCGAGAAUCGGGAGCAAACAACUUUCACUUUAAGGCGAUCAAACUACCAAGUAAAGAUCAAUCGGACACAAGAAAUUUUCAUCCAAGGGGAAUAUACCAAUGAUGUAUCGAUAAAGAUCCCUUCAGGUCUUCCUACGCAAUUUGUGUUGACAUAUUCGGAUGGUUCUUCACAUCCUUUUAAUACUUUCCAGGAUGCUCGAAUGCGAGAUACAUUGGUGCUCACAAUGAGAAUGUUCCAAAGAAAGGCAUUGGAUGAAAGAAGGAAUGCAACAUGAAACUUUUAUUCUUCGAUAUAGACACAAGUAUUAUAUAUUCUUUGUAGAAAUGAAGUAAAGAACAAGAAGACAAUUCUAGAAGGUUUUGCGGUUUAGAUUGUAAUCAAUGAGUGAGAGUGAAAACAAGGGUGUGUUGAUCUAAAAGUUAAUAAUAUACUUACUUUUGGCGUUAUUAUUGACAAACCGACC
Messenger RNA from Lactuca virosa, 1092 nucleotides. Lineage: Eukaryota; Viridiplantae; Streptophyta; Magnoliopsida; Asterales; Asteraceae. The record is from the annotation of a GenBank genome assembly.